CCGAUCGCCAUGGUCGCCAGCGGCAGCAACGGCGAGAACCACCAGCGCAACAUGCAGCACGAGGUCAGAGACAUGAUCUCGACGCUCACCAAUCGCCUGAUGGCGCUCGGUCGGUCCACGGCGCGCUCCGAAGCAAAGAGCCAGGAGGCCGGUGACGCCGCCGACCACGGCCUCAGGGUCGUCACGCUGGCCGGCGACAACAAGGGAGCGUCCAUGAAGGCGGACAUGGAGGAAUUGAUGGACACCCAUGGGGGGGUGUAUGACGACGACAGCGGCAUGUGCACCCACGCCAACAGCAACUUCCAGGCCGUGAACAACUCGAUUGUUCUUGGUGGGAGCUGCUCCGCGGAGGAUCCAGGUGUCCAUCUGGUCAUAUCAGAGUACUCAGAGGACGAGGAAGAUGACGAGGAUGAUGAUGACGAGGAUGAACAUGAGAAGCACGGGAAGGAGGAGGGCAAAGACAAGGAGGAGAAGAAGGAAAAGAAGAAAAAAGAAAAAGAUGAGAAGAAGAAGAAGAAGAACAAGGAAAAGGAUGAGAAGAAGCAGCAGGAGAAGAGCAAAGAUAGCACCAAAAAAGAGUUGGAAGUCGAGUAGGGAGAGUGGGAAAAAGGCAAUAACAGUUAGGAGGUUGGGAGAACAAUAAUUCUUCUACUCACAACGUUGAUGCUUGAUAUGUCAAAAAGAAGAGUCAAUAAAAAGGCCAUGAAUUUGCCCCAUAUAUAACAAUGAAAACAAUUUCCUACCAAGAUGAUGUACAAGUAGAUUAUUUUGAAUCACCAAUAAGACUACAGCAUUUUGAUAUGAA
Messenger RNA from Musa acuminata AAA Group (dessert banana), 805 nucleotides. RefSeq lists its product as uncharacterized. Bases 10 to 594 code for a protein of 194 amino acids. The transcript has a single exon. The record is from RefSeq and is a predicted model, not a curated record. NCBI's taxonomy places the organism in Eukaryota, Viridiplantae, Streptophyta, Magnoliopsida, Zingiberales, Musaceae.